AGAGUGAAAACAAGAGGAGCGGCGGAGCGUCUGGAUGUCGGUGUUUCGGAGUGAGUCGGACUGAAACAGAUACAGUGCAGGAGGGUCCAACCAUUCACUAAGGACAAUGGCAGGGUAUACGGCAACACUGACAGAUGUGGAAAGUGGUCACAGGGACAGUAUGCAGCUGAUGGGGACGCAAGGCAAGCCAUCGGGCAGCUGGGCAUGGAAGGUGUGCGGGAUGCUGAUGCUUGUGGCUCUGUGUGGGGCCGCUGCCCUGUUCUUCGUCUGGCACGUUCAGACACAAGAUAAGUCACAAACUAAUGUGAUAGAACCACAACCCCAUACAAAAGGGUCACAUGAUCCACAUCAUGCAGUGCAGAAAAUAGCUGGGAAUGCAAGGGCUGCUAUCCAUCUGGAGGGUGAAUUCGACCCCGAGGUCAAUAAGACAUCGGUACUGUGGAGGGAUGAGGAUGGCCAGUCUUUCUAUAAAGGGGGGCUGGUGUUGAAAGACAACGAGAUCAUCAUUCCACAAAGUGGCCUGUACUUCGUUUACAGCCAGGCUUCAUUCAGAGUUCGGUGCAGUCCCGGGGAUGACCGCUCUGACCAGCACUUCCCUCUGACUCACACGGUAAUGCGCUGGUCAGAUUCCUUCAAUGACCAGAAGCCCCUGCUCACCGCAGUGCGAUCGGCCUGCAGGAGGGAGGCCCAGGGCUCUGAUAGCACUGAGCGCUGGUACAACGCUGUCUACCUGGGGGCGGUCUUUAGCUUGGAGGACGGAGACAGACUGUGGACACAGACCAACAGACUGUCAGAUGUGGAAGGGGAAGAUGGAAAGACAUUCUUUGGUUUGUUUGCACUGUAAGAAGGGGUAUGAAAGAAAGACAAAAGGGAAAGUAAAGA
Molecule: messenger RNA, 882 nt
Organism: Megalops cyprinoides (Indo-Pacific tarpon)
Lineage: Eukaryota; Metazoa; Chordata; Actinopteri; Elopiformes; Megalopidae
Gene: tnfb
Product: tumor necrosis factor b (TNF superfamily, member 2)
Exons: 5
Coding region: 107-844 (245 amino acids)
Biological process (GO): immune response
Cellular component (GO): membrane
Molecular function (GO): tumor necrosis factor receptor binding
Source: RefSeq, a predicted model, not a curated record